AUGGGAGUCCCAUUUGGUCGAAUUAGCGGCGCUGCCGUUUCUGGGCAAGUUGUUGAUCCGCUGAUACAAAUCCACUUUGAAUGUCGCGCCGCACAGCACCCCUUCGCUGUCCGUCCUCGGCAUCGCCAGUACUCCUCUGCCACCGCUAGGACUGCCACUGCCAGGACAGAAGCCUUCCUGGGCCAGUCCUCCUCUGCUGGGCCGCCACCUGCCCACCUCCCCGGCUCCUCUAGGCUACCUCUCCCAGUCUCCCUCCCUUCCCUUGAGGUAAAUCGGUAA
Linum trigynum is the source of this 279-nucleotide messenger RNA. Lineage: Eukaryota; Viridiplantae; Streptophyta; Magnoliopsida; Malpighiales; Linaceae. The record is from the annotation of a GenBank genome assembly.